AUGUCGCGAGUGCCACAACGAGGUACUUCUCGACUUGCAGUUCCAUCACCCCGAGUCCGAACGACUUCUACUGGCGCCAACACUAAGACAGCCUCUCCUAGUGCUGCAAAUGCACGCAUUAGGACAAAGUCGACUGCUGGUCGUCCUCCAACAUCACCCUCGAAACCUCCUCAAGAUGAAAGUAGCAAACCACCACAACUUUCACUGAAGGAGGCCAUUGCCCUAAAGCGCGCUGAAGCGAAAAAGGCUCAAAGCAGCUCGCGUUCAAGUCCUCUUGACGACUUGGGUACUCUCGAGGACGCCAUUCCCAAUGCCCCUCCACCGGAUGAUGAGGAUAUCCUCGGUCGACCACCCCUACGAGAGGCCAUUGAACGGGCAAAGAGCACUGGCUCGAUAAACCUGUCCACACGCGGUCUGGUCUGUAUUCCUUCAGCUCUCUUCGACAUCCACCUUGGGAUCACACCUGAGCCGUUGAAAUCUGUCCCCCAAGAGCCCCCACUUCCACCAGCGCCAGAGCCUCCGAUCGGAAAAACUAAACGCGGCCCAGCAUGGUAUGAGACGCACGACCUGGAAAUCAUCAAGGCUUGGGGCAAUGAAAUCGUCGAGAUUCAACCAGAAAUAGCGUUGUUUGGCUCCCUCAAGUCUGUCGACCUGCAUAAGAACAAAAUUGCCUCUUUACCACCUCAAUUCGCUGAUCUGGCUAUCCUGACCACCCUUGACAUUUCACACAACCUUCUCACCGCUCUGCCACCAAAUCUAUUCUCACUUCCCUCCCUAUCCAACCUCAAUGUCUCUCAUAACCGUCUUGCAUCCUUGCCAUUCACUGCACCUUUUUCGCGAGCACAGAAACAAACUGCGAAGUCUUCAUUAGGAAGCGGUGGCUUGUUUGGUCCGCAAAUUGAGCGUGCUACCACUCCCCUCCCUAAACUAGCCAUCUUGGAUGCAUCGAACAACAGCUUCAACGCUGCCAGUAUCGAUACAGACCUACCCAAAGGCCUGAUUAGCCUAGAUUUGUCUGGAAACGAACUCGGAGACGGUCAUUUACCGAAACUGUUUGCGGCUUUUGGCAAGCUGGCCAAACUGAAAACGUUGCGUAUUGCCAAAGCAGGUGGGGUUGACGACGCGCUCUUCGCCGAUCUGUCCGCUUCAACGGCGUUCCCUACUUUAACCACCCUAGACCUUGGUGAGACGGGCGUUUCGGAAUCGGGUGCUCGUAUGGCGCUUCAACCAGUGCUAUCUCAAACACUAACAUUUGAUGUUACCAACGAUGAUCCGCCUCCUGGAACGACACGGGUGGUAGUUGGCAAGAAAGUCGUGCGGGAAGCAUGGGAGCUAGAAGCAGAAAGAAGGGCUAAGGUGCGGGGCAAGGGAGAAGAAGAAGAUGGUAUUGCUUUCCCUGCACCAAAACCAGCGUCGUCCAGAGUUGUGAAGAGACCAACGACUGCCACAAUAACUUCCCCGAAACCGAUCAAAGAGGCGUGGGAACUCGAAGCAGAAGCGGGCCUGCUCACAGAAGGCGGGCGUAGGCGUGCAAGAGCAGUGGCCGCAGCCAAGUCAAACGACACAGAUGGAGAAGAGCCAGUCCGUCAGCCAUCACCAACAAAAGCCAUCGCCUCUGUCUUAUCGGACCCACAAUACUACAAUUCCCGUAGCGAUACCUUGACGCUUCCACCGACAACUCCCCCUCCUAAGUCGACUGGCCACGCUCGCGCGUUUUCCCUUGCUUUUGACAGAAAUUCUGCUCCACCCCGUGCGACCGAUGUGUCGCUGCCAACAGCGACAAUGCCACUGACCGCUAUCGCGGCCCAGCCAUUCGCCGGGUCGUUGAGAGUACUGGUGUUACAAGGCAGGAGAGUCGACAGAGUGAUGGUCUUGCCUAAUUCUUCCGGAGCGUUUCUUCCCUCACUCGAAGAGCUUACCUUGGAGGGAUGUAAUCUCUCAGACUCGGUGUCUAUAAGCAUCCCUGAGGACGACACGCUGAAUAUUGUAACAACGCCACCUGUGACUGAACAGCGUCCACUCCUCCAGCUCAUCGCUCAGCUCUUUCCCAGUCUGAAAAGCUUAAACUUGGCCUACAAUUUGCUAACAAGUGCUGCUCUGGGAGCCUCAGAGGAAGUUUUAGCUUCACUUGUCUUAUCGUCGGCGUCUCCAGCACGUGCUGGUCUUCGCUCUCUGAUCAUGCGCGGGAAUCGCAUCGAUUCGCUGGACAGCUUCCAGAACAUCGCGAUGCGCUUCAAGAGCAACCGCCAAGUUCCUGGUUGGACGCUCGAAGAACUCGAUCUCAGGGACAACGAAAUAGCCAAACUGCCUGCAGAAAUGGGGAUGCUUCCCUUGGAUGUAUUUUUGGUGGAUGGAAAUACUUUCCGUGUCCCAGCGAGGCGAGUUUGGGAGCGCGAGGGAACAAAAGGGCUGUUGAGCUGGUUGCGUGGUAGGAUGGAAUAA
Molecule: messenger RNA, 2442 nt
Organism: Mycena indigotica
Lineage: Eukaryota; Fungi; Basidiomycota; Agaricomycetes; Agaricales; Mycenaceae
Exons: 4
Coding region: 1-2442 (813 amino acids)
Molecular function (GO): protein binding
Source: RefSeq, a predicted model, not a curated record